GAUUUAUGGCUUUUUUCAUCUUUAGUAAAUUUUUAAUUACAUAAUCAUGAUAUAGACGAAAUAAUAAAGAUAUUGGAUUAUUUGUCGGUGUACAAAAAAUCAGGAUUUAGACCGUAUUUGUUUAUUGAAAAUAAUAAAUUUACGCCGAUUUAAACAAAACAUUCAAAUUUAAUUUUAAUUUUAGAUGAAACAAAGCUCGGAGGACCGACACAGAUGUAUGGUGGAUGCCUUAUGGCACUGGCAGCGGCGUGGUGUAGUAGACACCAGAUACAACACCUCGAUAAUAGUUCUAAUAUAUUUACGAAGAUUAUAUUUGUCACGGAUGGUCGACCAACAGAAGACGAUUUGAUAGCUGGACCUGAUAUUGCAGAUUCGAGCAAAGUUGAUGACACGAAAGCAAAGAUAUUACAAGAAAUGGAAAGACUAAGGAAAACUCAUAUGGAUUUGUUUUUUGUACCAGUUGGUAAUUCAGAUGUGGAUUUUCACAAGACAAUGGCGGCAAUUUCAGACGGUGCGGUACUUGACUGCAGACAAGGAAGAAGGUUGGCGAGAAGACAAUAUUUAACCACACGCUUGCUAGAUCCAUUAGGCCUUAUUGCUGGCACGCAGACACGUGGUUCUGAUUAUGACCUUUCCAGCGAAGAUAAGGUAAUUAUCAAUACAACAGACACCUAG
Molecule: messenger RNA, 675 nt
Organism: Ruditapes philippinarum (Manila clam)
Lineage: Eukaryota; Metazoa; Mollusca; Bivalvia; Venerida; Veneridae
Exons: 5
Coding region: 214-675 (153 amino acids)
Source: RefSeq, a predicted model, not a curated record